AUGAAGUGUCACGUAUUCUGGACGUCCCUGGUCCUGCUGGUGCGGGGGCUUCCGGUGAUUCCUGUUGCCGUGUCCGGGCGGGGUUCGUUUGCGAGCCAGCUCGGUCGGGAAGUUGGUGAUCUGGUGGCGCCGUGCCUUGGCCGUGUGAACAACGCGUCUGGUCCCUGGGCAUGCCUGAAGCAGGAAAGCCUUGCUGCCGUGGAACGGCUUUCCCUAGCACCGAGGAUCACGCUGCUGGACGGUGUCAGUUUGGUGCGCGCCAGUACCAAUGGAUCGGCCGUGGCAGAGAGCCUGCGAUACAAGACGGGUUUGACAUGGCCCAACUCGGUGCUGGAAGUGUUGCGCCGUCUGCUGCAGUCCCACAUCCUGGAAGUUGAUCUGGCGCUGGGGGCACCGAAACCGCCUCAGCUGCUUACCUUGCGGUUCGUUGGACAGAACAUGCCCGCCAACAUCGAUCGAACGGAAGGGCGCCAUCGCCGCCGGCAGCAGAUGAUACCGAUGAUGAUCUUCGGCGUGACGGUGUUCGGCAUGUUCAUCGUCCCAAUCGCCUUCCAGUUCCUGACUGCCCUCAGCGGCAAGGCGUUCCUGAUGGCGAAGCUGGCCCUACUGCUCGCCUCCAUCAACGGCCUCAAACGGGUGGCGUCGACCGGAGUCCAUUACGGUCUGUACCAUGCGGUCGACCAGCCGUACUCCGCUGGCCCGCAUCAUCCGCCACCGCCGCUUCACCAUCCGUUCGGGGCGGGACCGAUGCUUUACGAGCGGACGGAUGGCUUGGGCUACGCAGAAGGGCCUCGGACCGACGAUGGCGACGUACCCGUUGGCGCUCAGUUUGCGCCAAUUUUCACUCGCAUGAAGAACCGUUUAUUUAAGUAA
Molecule: messenger RNA, 873 nt
Organism: Anopheles coustani
Lineage: Eukaryota; Metazoa; Arthropoda; Insecta; Diptera; Culicidae
Gene: Osi23
Exons: 3
Coding region: 1-873 (290 amino acids)
Source: RefSeq, a predicted model, not a curated record